Microthlaspi erraticum is the source of this 876-nucleotide messenger RNA. The record is from the annotation of a GenBank genome assembly. NCBI's taxonomy places the organism in Eukaryota, Viridiplantae, Streptophyta, Magnoliopsida, Brassicales, Brassicaceae.
AUGCGGCGGAGAGUGAGAGAGAACGUACGGAGGUUGACGGAAGACGGCGGUGGAGGGAGGUUGAUGGAGGACGAAGCGGCGAGAUUUUAUUUCGAAAAGCAUUUAUUCGUAACGACGGUGUCGCUGCAAUCGCCGCCUGAGAGAGAGACGGAGAGGUUUCGAGGUUUGAUUUUGCUCCCUCCGAUGGAUUCAGUCAACGAUGGCAAACUCAGUGCCGAAGGUUUCUGUGUAGCAGCUCGAGCUUUCGCCGAUAAAUGGAAAAGACAUAACCAGCUGUUACCUCCCUGGUCAUGGAUUCCUCUGAUCAAUCGAACUCUAAUUGUUCCGAAUAAGGAGGAAGGUUACUUGUCGCUGGAGAAGAUCAUUCUCAGUUCACUUGAGGAAGAAGCUGAUUCCUCGGAAAAAGAAGUGUCAACUGAUGACACGAUCUUGAAAAUUACAGAGGAGGAAUGUCUAGAUGUAACCGCGGAAGACUUAGAAUCGAUUGAUCACACGAUCUUGGUCCAAAACGUAGAAAAAGAAGCACACUACUAUGAUUUCAAUGUGGUUUAUAGUGCAUCAUAUAGGGUUCCUGUGCUAUAUUUUCGCGGAUACUGCAGCGGUGGACAACCUCUUUCUUUGGAUGUCAUCAAAGAAGAUCUGCCCUCAGGCUCUGUUGGUCUUUUGCUGGAAUCUAAAUGGACAUUUAUAACACAAGAGGAGCAUCCGUAUUUGAACCGGCCAUGGUUCAAGCUACAUCCAUGUGGGACUGAGGAAUGGAUCAAGCUGCUCAGCGCUGCUGGUUGUCAGAUUCCAGUUGAGUUGUACUUGGUUUCAUGGUUCUCUGUUGUCGGGCAAGUGGUUGGUCUUAGGAUCCCUCAUGAGAUGCUCAAUUAG